Polyodon spathula (Mississippi paddlefish) is the source of this 1230-nucleotide messenger RNA. RefSeq names its product solute carrier family 25 member 44-like. NCBI's taxonomy places the organism in Eukaryota, Metazoa, Chordata, Actinopteri, Acipenseriformes, Polyodontidae. Bases 229 to 1179 code for a protein of 316 amino acids. Gene Ontology annotation, cellular component: mitochondrion. Gene Ontology annotation, molecular function: branched-chain amino acid transmembrane transporter activity. The transcript has 5 exons. Gene Ontology annotation, biological process: branched-chain amino acid catabolic process; transmembrane transport. The record is from RefSeq and is a predicted model, not a curated record.
AGCAUGACUACCGGGCGGACCCUCGUCCGGUCAAUGUAUGGUUGGGGCUCUGUGAUCAUUUUCUAGGCCAGUGCUUUCAAACAUUGUUGUGGUAUAUUUUAAAAUAAGCAGCCAUGCAAACGGAUUCUUGAAGAUAUUGAAUACGAAAGCAAAUACAGAACUGCAAGCAAGAUGGCAGCCAGUAAGUUCAUAACACAAAUCUGAUGUCAAGAGCUGUAGGGGCCAAGAAUGCAGGAGAAGCGCAACGUUCAAAUCAUAGAAUGGGAAGACUUGGACAAGAAAAAGUUCUACUCCUUCGGGGUGUUUAUGACUAUGACCAUCCGGGCAGGUGUGUACCCGGCCACACUGAUCCGGACCCGGCUUCAGGUGCAGAAAGGGAAGAGUCUGUACAGCGGUACCUUCGAUGCUUUCUUUAAAAUCUUGAGUUCAGAGGGUGUCCGCGGACUUUACAGGGGAUUCCUGGUCAACACGCUCACGUUGAUAUCCGGUCAGGCUUACAUCACCACCUAUGAACUGGUUAGGAAGUAUGUGUCCACUUACACAUCAAACAAUACUGUGAAAUCUCUUGUGGCAGGUGGGUCUGCGUCCCUCGUGGCUCAGAGCAUCACAGUUCCUAUUGACGUGGUCUCGCAGCACCUCAUGAUGCAGGGACAGGGAGGCGACAUGGGCCGAUUUAAAGUGAACGCCAAAGGGGUACAACCUGCAAAGCACAAAAUGACAUUCGGACAGACGAGGCAUAUUAUCAUUCAGAUAUUCACAACCGACGGCUUUAGGGGAUUCUACAGAGGGUAUGUGGCCUCGCUGUUAACAUACAUCCCCAAUAGUGCUGUGUGGUGGCCUUUCUACCACUUCUAUGCAGAGCAGCUGUCCAACUUGGCACCCACUAACUGCCCACACCUCCUCCUUCAAGCCAUGGCUGGUCCUAUGGCAGCCACAACAGCGUCUACAAUCACAAACCCUAUGGACGUAGUGAGAGCCAGAGUGCAGGUUGAAGGCAGAUCAUCUGUGAUUGAGACAUUCAAGCAGCUCAUAGCAGAAGAAGGGAUGUGGGGCAUGACUAAGGGGCUGUCAGCCCGGAUCAUCUCCUCCACACCUACAGCCAUCGUCAUGGCGGUUGGGUACGAAACCCUGAAGAAAAUGAGCCUCCGCCCUGAGCUUGUGGAUUCCAGACAUUGGUAGAGACUGUAAGAGGAGGAAAGGCAGAAAGAAAGCAAAAACGAUUCCAUAUUC